Molecule: messenger RNA, 957 nt
Organism: Acanthosepion pharaonis
Lineage: Eukaryota; Metazoa; Mollusca; Cephalopoda; Sepiida; Sepiidae
Source: the annotation of a GenBank genome assembly
AUGUUUAAUUUCCCUCCAUCUAUCUAUCUAUCUAUCUAUCUAUUUUUUGUUUCAUUUUCUAUCUAUCUAUCUAUCUAUCUAUCUGAUUUUUUAUCUAUCUUUUUAUUUAUCUAUCAUUUUCUAUCUAUCUAUCUAUCUAUCUAUCAGUUUGUUUCAUUUUCUAUCCAUCUAUCUAUCGAUCUAUUUACCAAUCUAUCUAUCUAUCUGAUUUUUUUAUCUAUCCAUCUUUUUAUUUAUCUAUCUCAUUUUCUCUCUCUCUCUCUCUCUCUCUCUCUCUAUCUAUCUAUCUAUCCAACGCGCAGAUAUGGAAUGGCGGUUGGAACAAUCCAUCAGCCUCUUAUAGCUAUCUAUUUUAUUUUUUUAUUUAUCUAUCUACGUGAUUUUGUAUCUAUCUAUAUCUAUUUCAUGUGUUUUUAUCUAUUUAAUUUUCUAUCUGAUUUCGUUUCAUACAUUUCAUUUUUCUUUAACUCUCUCUCUCUCCCUAAACAACUUUCAAAGGACCAAUAUACCUACAGUAGAAACUUAAAACUAUCUACUACCCACGUUCGUUGUCUUCCUGUGUCUAUCUAUAAUAAAUCUCAUUCUGUCCGUAUGUAUGUAUGUAUGUAUCUAUCUAUCUAUCUAUCUAUUCAUCUGAAUUGGUCUAUAUAUAAUCUCAUCCUGCCCAUAUCUAUCUAUCUAUCUAUCUAUCUAUCUCAGUCUGCCCAUAUCUAUCUAUCUGUUCCAGUCUCUGCAUAUCUAUCUAUCUAUCUAUCUAUCUAUCUAUCUAUCUAUCUAUCUAUCUAUCCCAGCUCUUACCUAUCUUCUGCUCGUAUCUCGCCUUCUAUUUCUCUUUCCUCUCUCUCUCUCUCUCUCUCUCUCUCUCUCUCUCUCUCUCUCUCUCUCUCUCUCUCAGUCUGUUCAUAUCUAUUUUUUUAUUUCUGUCUGUUCACAUCUGCCUAUCUAUCUAUUUUUUAA